Molecule: messenger RNA, 745 nt
Organism: Tyto alba (common barn owl)
Lineage: Eukaryota; Metazoa; Chordata; Aves; Strigiformes; Tytonidae
Exons: 3
Coding region: 98-745 (215 amino acids)
Biological process (GO): fat cell differentiation
Source: RefSeq, a predicted model, not a curated record
CUUGUGAUUAACAGUGAUGCAACAAGAGUUAUUAAAAGGUAGUUAGCAAAGCAGAGCAGGCAAGCUGUUCUAAACUUAGUGUAACCUGAAGCAAGCAAUGAAGUAUCCUCUGGUUCCUUUGGUGAAUGAUCUGACCUUUCCUCUUCUUUUCUUCUGGUUUUGUUUGCCAUUUGUAAUGCUGUUGAUCAUACUGAUUAUCUGGCUACAGCUUCUACUUAAUGAAGCACAGAUGACCAGUGCAGAAGAAAUAACAAAACAACCUUCUGAUGACCCUGAUUCUGACUCUAAAUUUGAGGAUGAACCAACAGAGGAAGAAAAACAGUCCAGGACAAAAAUACAAGAGGAGAUGGAAUCCAAUGGAUCUAUGGGAAAACUAAGGCCCAAGCCAGUUUAUCUGCGUCCAAAUCCAAAAAGUCAAAACCAAAGUCUUUUUGCUGUAAUCUCAGACAGCUGGUUGCGGAGCCAGAAGAUAAAAUACUCCCAUGCUGAGCAGAGUGAUUUCUUUAACAUCACGAUGCUGUUGUGCACCAUUCUUUCUUCUCUCACCUGGAACUUUGCCUGCCAGUUGCUCCAGAUCUCUAAUGUCCUGAGGAUUCAACUGCUGCUAUCCUGUCUGAUUAUCUACAUGCCUCAGCUGUUUGUCUUGCUGAGUGAAAAAGUUGUGAAAAUCCUGGGCUCCCUGAAGCUUGAAGAGCAGAGGUCUGUUGGCUUCAGUCUUGGGGAGGAAACUGGAAAAGAGUGGUGA